AUGGAUCAGAUAAUCAGGGACUUGGUCCUUUUGCCGGUGUCUGCAGCAUCUGAUCUCGUCACGAAGGGCUGGUACACUUCGAACUUCCGUCAGAUCCGUGAGCUUGUUCAGGAUCCCGACUAUCAGUCUGGGGAGGUUGAUCCCGAUGAGCCAGUCCUCGAGGUCGUCGUUGGCGAUGCGAACAUGAAGGCCACGGCUUCAGCAACGCCUACUUUUGUGAGGAUCUUCAUGGACCGGGAAAAUGUGGGAGAGACCUCGCUUCAGAAGAAGCGGCCCUUCAACACGCCGGUCUGGAACGAACGAUUCUUGUUGUUACCGCGCGCUUCCUUCUCCACACGCUUCGAGGUCGUUGAUACGUGGGACCGUGUCCUCGGGCACUGUACCAUCGGCACUCAGAGCCUGUGGCGCGCGGCAGAGCAUUCCGGACAAGUCUCCGUGGAGCUGCCGCUGCAAAUGGGGAAGGGCCUGAACGGAAAGAUUUGGGUCCAUUCUCGACCCUGGGAUGGUCUCCCUCUGCCAGAGAGGCCUUGGUGGCCUCGAGCGCAAGAGCUACACGAGGACACAUGGUCACCACUUCGAUUGCAGGAAGGUGCCGAGGAGGACGACGUGGUAGGGAGCUUGCAGCCUGAGGAUACCGGCAAAAGCCGAGCCAAAGUUCUCAGCAGCGACCUUUUCUCCCGAAUAGACAAGGAUCGCACGGGCUCCAUCACCCGUGCAGAGUUCGAGGCAGCCCUGCGAAGUGGUGCGAUGUCUCCGCAAAGCCCGGCUCCACAGACAACAGGGCAGGCGCAGAGCCCGUCAAUCAUUUGGCCCCAGCCGGUGAAGCCAUCGGCACAAAUCAGUGCGCCGCAGAUUUCGAUGCCCAUGUCGCCUCAGGCGCAAUCCCCAAGCAGAGUCCUGUCCCAGUUCGCAGCCACUGUUCCUCCGCAGCCCGUAUUGUCCCCAUCCAGCACUCCUCUGGCACAGUUUGCCCAGUCAUUGCCCCCACAACCGGUGAAGCCUGAGGCCGACGGGGCGACAGCUCCCGGGGUAAGGUCCAAGGAUUUGUUUGCGAAGAUUGACAAGGACGGCAGCGGCAGCAUCACCCGUGCGGAGUUCGAGCGCGCGAUUCGCCAGGGCGAGCUCCAUACGAGAGUCAGGCCGGUCGGUGGAGGGCCCCAAGGUGGCUUCGCCACAACGACCUGCGACCACGGCGCUCUCGGCUAUGCCCCCGAGCCCGAGGUCGCAGAAGACCAACUCCCAGCCCUCGGCCUCGGCCUCGGCAACGCGCUGCACGAAGCGCCGCUUACGUUUGCGUUUGCCUGCCGAGACACCCAAGCAGCCGCAUUCGCAGCCUGCGCAGCCUUCCCUGGCCUCCUUGCCGCCACGUCUCAAGGAGCCGAGAGCAAGGAAUCCGGAGUCGGAGAGACCUGCGUCCUCGACAGGCAGCGGGCUUCAACCUUUGAUGAAAACAAGGCGGCGGUCGCGAUGUCGGAGCAUCGGGCGUUCCUGGAGAGAAGCACGUUGCCCAAUCCAGUUCACAGACUCGAGAAAUCUGCUUUCAGGUUGGCGCUGUGCGUGCCUGCUUGCCUCGCUGACCCCUUGGCCUUCGGCGUGUUACGCGUGUCACGUGCCAGACAUGGUCGUGCCACGGCCUCUCUCUUUCAGAGAGCGCAGCAUCAUGCUGCAGAAGCGACAAGAGCUUCUAUUGUCUCACAACCAGUGACCGAGGGCUGUACAUAUGAGGUUGCCACCCCGCCUGUCAACACAAUCAUCGUUACCAAGAAGCAGAGGAGACGAAAGGUGCAUCUGGCAGUUCAGUCGACUUGUGAUCAUCUACUAGCCUUCUAA
Messenger RNA from Symbiodinium sp. CCMP2592, 1830 nucleotides. Lineage: Eukaryota; Dinophyceae; Suessiales; Symbiodiniaceae. The record is from the annotation of a GenBank genome assembly.